CAUAGGAAUGCCUUACAAUGUCCUCAUCGGCGUAUUGCAGAGAAGAAGGUAAAGAUAAGAUGAUAUUUACAACAGAAGAAGAAUUAUCAAAACCAAGCACGGCAUUAAUAGAUAUAGAUACAUAUGAAACAGAUGAAAAAGGACCUGUUUUAGACAAUGGGGAAAUAAAUUUCCACUGUACCUGUGCAGGGACUAUGUUCUCUGGACCGUGUAAUAUAGAAAUUAGAGAAUUUUUAACUUGUUCAAAUAAAGAUAAAAGUCCAGAAAAAUGUAUGGAACAAUUUGAAGCCAUGUUUAAUUGUGAAUUAGACUAUCCUGAAAUUUAUGAUAUAAAAGAUAAGUUAGAGGGUGUUGAUGAUAAAGCAAGCAAGACUGUGAAGGAAUUGGAUCCAGAAACAAAGGAAUCUUAAAGUGUUUGAAUUUAUUAUGUAGAUGAUAGAAAUAAAAGUAGCCUGAGCAAAACCAAUAUCUUGGAAACAUGAAAUGACACAGAGCAGUGACAAGAGGAACACCAAAAUAUUUGUUGUCUGUUAACAAUCCAGAUUGAUCACUAGUCUUUAUAAUUUAAUAAUUAAAAAUGACAGUUGAUACUUUGGAAAUAUAUCAUGAGGGCCCUAUCUGAAUUAACCUCAAAUAAUAUAUUACAGAAUUAUAGAAUUACAUUCUCAUCUCGGAACUGCACUGUGGUGAUCGAUGAUUGAGGGUCAAGGAAUUCAAUGGCUUAUGUUUCAAGUGGCUACAGCAGCGGCCAUAAUGAAUAACAAAAUGGCGACCAUAAAAAAACUACAAUUGUCGAUAUAUUUGGUUCUGUGUCAGCUAUAAACCCAUUCUUUGUGUCUAAUUGUACAUUAUUGGGGUCAAGGAAUACAAUUAUCCAGGUUUCAAGUAGCUACAAUUGUCACCAUGUUGAAAGUAAAAAAAAGCAACCAUCAAAAAUCGAUAAGUGUCAAUAUUUCUGGAACUAUGUCGGCUAUAAACCCGUUAUUAAUCAUAAACCCAUUCCUAAUUUUACAUUUUGGUGAUCAAGGAAUGUAAUGAUUUAUGUUUCAAGUAGCUUCAAUAUUAUGAAUUUCAAAUUGGCGACUAUCAAAAAUCUGUAAGUGUCAAUAUGGGAAUUAAAUUAUUUGAAAUGAGCAGAUAAUAUGGAAAUAAAUGAUUUUUUGCA
Messenger RNA from Lottia gigantea (owl limpet), 1165 nucleotides. RefSeq lists its product as hypothetical. Gene Ontology annotation, cellular component: mitochondrial intermembrane space. Bases 18 to 410 code for a protein of 130 amino acids. Gene Ontology annotation, molecular function: protein-disulfide reductase activity. Gene Ontology annotation, biological process: protein import into mitochondrial intermembrane space. The record is from RefSeq and is a predicted model, not a curated record. The transcript has 4 exons. NCBI's taxonomy places the organism in Eukaryota, Metazoa, Mollusca, Gastropoda, Lottiidae.